AUGGCGGCCUCUGGUCUUCAGGAACAGUCGUUGCAAAUGGCCUUAAUGGACUGGGCGCACAUCUUGUAUAAGACUCUUGUGACUAGUUCGAACAAUGCCUCUGCUCUUGGAGGUAGUGUCUGCAGCCUAGUGGAUUUCACUUUCGAGCCAAUGCUGAAUGACGGGAGGUUAUUCAAAGUUGGCCGAGCUAUGGGAUUUACGCGUGGCGUCUACAGUCCGCUCCGGACGUCUCGUAUUACGACAAGAGUCAUCGAUGGGGAGGAGACGACCCAACUAACCAGGGAGCAUACCAUUGUGUCGGGUCAUGGUCAGCAUAUUGUUGAAAAAGGUGAUGCUGGGUCGCUAGUGUACAACAAAGCCAGUAGUGUGGUCGGUCUCCUUUUUGGAGGCUCUUUACGAUGGACAUUGGAUACUUCACCCACGCCAAGGUUCUGGUGGAGAGCAUCAAAAAACGCACUGGCGUGCAAGAGAUUCGGGCUUCGGAAGUAA
Aspergillus tanneri is the source of this 489-nucleotide messenger RNA. RefSeq lists its product as uncharacterized. The record is from RefSeq and is a predicted model, not a curated record. NCBI's taxonomy places the organism in Eukaryota, Fungi, Ascomycota, Eurotiomycetes, Eurotiales, Aspergillaceae. The transcript has 3 exons. The coding region runs from base 1 to 489 and encodes 162 amino acids.